CAUGAGACUGACAAAUGCAGCCAGAGACACAGAGCAAGCAAGGGAGCUAGAGACGCAGGGGCCUGGGCAGAAGAGACUGAGAGACUGCAGAUUCUCGGUGAGGGGCUGGGAAAGAGAAAUGCAGAGAAGGAGGGGAUAGAAGGCUGAGGGGGAAGGGAGAGGAGGACCAGGGAGGAGACAGAGACAGGGAGACAGCAAGAGACAGAGAGAGAGAGAACUAGGGACAGCCAGAGAUGGAAGGACAGAGACAGAGAUAGAGAAGGAAAGAAAUAAGGGGUGGGGGGGGGAGGAGAGAGAGACAGGGACAGAGACAGAGAGGGACUGGAGGAGACAGGAGGGAGAAAACACAGACACACACUAGGAGACGAGGAGAACUGGGGUUGGCUGGAGACCCCAGGUGCCACAGGGAACGUGGUCUGGAAGCAUCUGAGCGGGCCGGGCCACAGGGGAAAGCCCGGCUCGCUGUGAACCACCUCCUGCCCUUGGGAACUCUCCCGCCCAGGCCGGGGAUGGCGGAUUCCUGCCGGAAUCUCACCUACGUGCGGGACUCGGUAGGGCCGGCCACCAGCACCCUGAUGUUUGUGGCGGGCGUGGUAGGCAAUGGGCUAGCGCUGGGCAUCCUGGGCGCGCGACGCAGGUCGCGCCCGUCGGCCUUCGCAGUGCUGGUCACCGGGCUGGCGGUGACAGACCUGCUGGGCACGUGCUUCCUAAGCCCGGCCGUGUUCGUGGCCUACGCUCGCAACAGCUCCUUGCUGGGCCUGGCGCGAGGCGGCCCCGCGCUGUGCGAUGCCUUCGCCUUUGCCAUGACCUUCUUCGGCCUGGCCUCCACGCUCAUCCUCUUCGCCAUGGCUGUGGAGCGCUGCCUGGCGCUCAGCCACCCCUACCUGUACGCACAGCUGGACGCGCCGCGCUGCGCCCGCCUGGCGCUGCCCACCAUCUACGCCUUCUGCGUCCUCUUCUGCUCGCUGCCCCUGCUGGGCCUAGGCCAGCACCAGCAGUACUGCCCGGGCAGCUGGUGCUUCGUCCGCCUGCGCUCGGCCGAGCCCGGCGGCUGCGCCUUCUCGCUGGCCUACGCCAGCCUCGUGGCCUUGCUGGUGGCUGCCAUCUUCCUCUGCAACGGCUCCGUCACUCUCAGCCUCUGCCGCAUGUACCGCCAGCAGAGGCGCCACCAGGGCUCGCUGGUCCCCGGUCCCCGGGCGGGUGAGGACGAGGUUGACCACCUGAUUCUGUUGGCCCUCAUGACGGGCAUCAUGGCUGUGUGCUCCUUGCCUCUCACGAUCCGCAGCUUCACCCAGGCCAUCAGUCCGGACAGCAGCGAGAUGGGAGACCUCCAGGCCUUUCGCUUCAAUGCCUUCAACCCCAUCCUGGACCCUUGGGUCUUCAUCCUUUUCCGCAAGGCUGUCUUCCAGCAACUCAAGCUGUGGUUCUGCUGCCUGUAUUCUGGCCCCAUCCGAGAUGAUGUGCAGACUCCCCUCUCCCGGCCCCCGAAGAACCCCUCUGCCCAUGGGAGAAAGGAGGGGAGCUGGGUGCCUUUGUCAGCCUGGGGUGAGAGGCAGGUGGUACCCUUGCCUCCUGCACAGAGGUCCAGCAACAGCACCGUGGGAACGCUGUCCAAAGCAGAGGCCACUGUCGCCUGCUCCCUCUGCUGACAUCCUAAGCUGACUCUGUGAGCUCUACACUGUCUUCAGGGAACAGGAGCCAGGAAGCAGGGUCAGGGCUAAUAGGUGCAGAUGCCAGAACCUUGGUCCCCAAACUCUGGGGCCAUCAGCUGCUAUUUCUUCUCCAUGAGGGCAGCCACUGUAGGCUCUGGGAGGAGAGUGAGGGACAAGGGAACAUUUGUCCUGAAGCACAGAAAGAAUCGUUCUCUCAAAAUAACCAGUGGCCUGGCCAGCCUACUCUGGCCCUUGGGUCCCCAUCCAUCUCACUGUCUAAAUAUUUAGAAGGCGGAAAAGUUCCCAGCAGCUUCUGUGUACUCAGGUCUGCUCUGCUUUGGAUGUCAGCUCCUAUCCUCAUCCAUAAGGGGGCCCAGCUGCCCACCCCAAAUCCCAAGCAGCAGCCCUGCCCUCUCCAAAGCCAUUCCAAGAGCCACUCCCUCUCUGUCCCAGGAGAGCCAGGGAUUCUCAGAAAAGCACCCUGCCUCCCCUUAGCCCAGCCCCUGUCAGACUUGGGGGCCCUGGCACCCCAAGGGGAGGUGAGAGGAUGCAGAAGCUGCUGCACUGUGACAAUGCAGGACAUGUGCCUGAUAUGAAAGGGGCCUGAGACACUCCACCUAGGUUGGUGGGCAUGAGGAAUGAACCGUGGGGUGCAGGUGGUGGAGAGAUAGAUGGAGAAGCUGGCGGGUGAACAGGUGCAGUGGACAGAUCCCAGGACUGCCCCAGAAUGCAGACCCAAGUCUUGUACCUGUCGCCAGGCUCCUGAAUAAAUAACUGCCUCCUUACAGAGCUUGACCUCACCUUAUGUAUCCUUUGGGCCCUCAUAAAGAUUCGAUUAAUUAAUUAAUCCAUUCGUUCAACAAAUACUCAGUGGACUGACUCUGUGUGGCAUUAAGGACAUAGAUAAGCCUCUGCCCAGCCAGCCCAGCAUGCUGCAGGGUGAUUUCCAGCCUGUCUCCUCCCCCUGCCAUUCUCUGCCCUCAGAGAGACCCGGAAUCAAGGGUGCGCAGGAGUGAGCUGACUAGUGUGAACGGAAGUGAGUUGGCGUUUGGGGGUGGAGGGCGAAUGAGAGCCAUCCUGGCCCCCGACCGCCAGCCUCAGUUCCUCAGUUCCUCUUUCUCACUCUCCCCCCACCCCUGCCCUGGAUUAAAACAAUGAAUCCACACCUGGAGAUGACUGGGGCAGGUGAGACUGAGCCUCUUAUAAAGACAACAGCUACUCACAUGCCUUUUGCUCCAUCCACACGACAGCUUAUUAUUUUUAUUUAAAGAUGUGGGUCUCCCUAUGUUGCCCAGGCCGUAUUUGAAUUCCUGGGCUCAAGUGAUUGUCCUACUUCAGCCUCUGGAGUAGCUGGGCCAACAUGCCUGGCAUCACCCUAUUAUUAGGGCCUUUCUGCUGAAACUGGGAUCAAGGUCCAGAAGGGGCAAUCAUCUGGCCUAGGGCACACAACGAGGGGAGAGUU
This is a messenger RNA of Nycticebus coucang (slow loris), 3114 nucleotides long. RefSeq names its product prostaglandin I2 receptor (gene PTGIR). Bases 510 to 1649 code for a protein of 379 amino acids. Gene Ontology annotation, molecular function: prostacyclin receptor activity. Gene Ontology annotation, cellular component: plasma membrane. The record is from RefSeq and is a predicted model, not a curated record. NCBI's taxonomy places the organism in Eukaryota, Metazoa, Chordata, Mammalia, Primates, Lorisidae. Gene Ontology annotation, biological process: adenylate cyclase-activating G protein-coupled receptor signaling pathway; negative regulation of smooth muscle cell proliferation; positive regulation of cytosolic calcium ion concentration. The transcript is spliced from 2 exons.